Molecule: messenger RNA, 3988 nt
Organism: Cephus cinctus (wheat stem sawfly)
Lineage: Eukaryota; Metazoa; Arthropoda; Insecta; Hymenoptera; Cephidae
Product: WD repeat, SAM and U-box domain-containing protein 1
Exons: 18
Coding region: 230-2947 (905 amino acids)
Biological process (GO): protein ubiquitination
Molecular function (GO): ubiquitin-protein transferase activity; protein binding
Source: RefSeq, a predicted model, not a curated record
GUUGCCGAGCGAGCCCGGUGGAGAAGGUGACGUGCACGAGCUUUCAAUGUGCCGCUACUGAUGUACUAUUCAAGUUCUUGAAAUGAAAAAUGUUAAAUAUUAUAAAGUCCCAUCGUGUUCACCAACAUAAGAUCGGUACCUACUAGGAAAGAAGAAGGUUAAGGAAAGUUCAGCAAACGCGCCAUAAAGUGCCUUUGAUGUCUAUUAGAUAAGGAUUAGAGAAGAAGAAAUGGCUGCCCUUAUAGGAGACGUGCAACUUUUGCAAACUCUCGCCAUCCACACGAGCGACGUAAAUAGCGUUGACUUUGCUGGUGAUUGCAUUCUUGUCACUGGUUCCGGAGACAAGCGUGUCAGAGUGUGGGAAUGGCAACGAGGCCUUGGAUACGUGGAGGUCAGCUAUUCACCAUUAUUAGGACAUAAGUACGGUGUGACUUGUGUCAAAGUCAGCCCUCAGUUCACCAUGUUGGCGUCGGCAAGUAUAGACGGUACCACCCAACUUUGGAAUCUACGUUCUGGAACCAAGAUUCACACAAUGGUCCAAGUCGGCGGUGAGGCUGUCAGGGUAUGCAGAUUCUCCCCGGAUUCUACAUUGCUCGUAACGGCCGGAGACAACGGUCAGGUUUGUCUUUGGGAUUUGAUCCGUCGUAAUUUAAUUAGGUGUUUUCUUCGACACGAGGGUGCCGUGCAGAGUCUCUGUUUCUCACCUGACUCCUCCUGGUUGGUCACUUCUUGUACUUUUGGAGUUCUCAAACUAUUUUCAACUAGCGAAUUAAUUGAUUCCUGCAAUUCUGCCAAUCACUCUAUAAAUGUUCUGGCGACGGUCGAUGAUGCUCAUGAUCUUGGUGUAGUCAGUUGCGACUUUUCGGCGUUGCAAGAAGUGACCGGCAACGAGCCUUUUACAAAACUCUAUCAACUGGUAACCUGCGGCAACGACCACAAUGUGAAGCUCUGGGAAGUCCGGGUGGUCCAGGAGAAAUGUGACCUUCAACCAGCUGCUGCCUCGAUCGAACUUUGUAGAGUGAUGGAGAAGCACAGCAGUGCCUUAACGUGCGUUCGAUUCAAUUCUAAUGGAUUAUAUACUGCCAGUUGCAGCCUUGACAAGACUACCGUCAUCUGGGAAACAGGAACCGGUAGAAUAGCGGCUGUACUGACUGGACACAAUCGAUACAUUGCUUGCUGCGCUUUUUCUAGGGAUGGAAACUUGCUGGCCACUGGAUCAAACGACAAAUCUGUGAUCGUCUGGGAUCUCAUGGGAAAUCUGAAUUUAGAUUCAGAAUUGGUACGGCAUUGUUGUCCAAAAUUACAUUACACCGGCGAUCGCGGAGAGAAGACUCUACAAGAGGAUAAAGUUGUAAAGCAAGCCGAGAGUACCGAGAACGAGGUUAAACUAGUUCAGAGAUUGGACGAUCAUAGCGGAGCCGUAAACACUGUUGCAUUCUAUGGGAAUACCCUGAUAGCGUCUGGAUCUGGAGACAAACUGGUAAGAAUUUGGAGCGCCGUCGAUUCUCGGGAUACCGAAAUGGAUGAUAAGAAAUUCGAGGAGAAACACUUCAGCCCCUUAGAGUCCCACAAAUACAGCGUGAAUCACGUAGAGUUCAGUCCUUGUGGCAGCAUGCUGGCGUCAUGCUCCUUGGAUGGCACUACCAUUAUUUGGGAUGCUCAGAAGGGGGGCCAAGCCAGGGGAUCUUUCGUUAAUUCUGGAUGUGGAAUUCGUGUGUGCCGUUGGUCCCCUGACGGCAGGACGAUAGCCACGGCAGGGGACGAUGAGAAGACGACAUUGUGGGAUGUCGAAACAAUGGAAGAAUUACAUCCAAUUUGUAGAGUCUUCGAAGGUCAUGCAGACGCAAUAACGACGAUUGCAUUUACGCCAGACUCCAGAUAUCUUGUGACAGCCUGUAGCGAAGGCACCUGGAGGUUGUUUGACGUUACUAACAAAGAGAAUAGCUCCAGUUGCAUCGUGUGCGAAGAGGGACACGAUUUGGGAGUACAGGGAUGCGACUUCAGUCCUACCAUUGGUGCUCGUGAAUCGAACUCCAGCAGUGGGAGCGGAUCUUAUUUACUAGCGACUUGCGGUAACGAUUCUCUCGUUAAAUUGUGGCAAAUAAGCGUCACUCUCGCUGGUCCAAAGAGUGAGAAUAAUAUUGGCACUAGCGAUCCAGACACAUCGUACAGAGAAAAACGAUCUUUGGCUGGUCAUGGUGGAAAUGUUAUGAACGUUUGUUUCUCUCCUGUACACGGCGAGAUACUGGGCAGCGUUGCGACGGACCGAACAGCGCGUCUCUGGAGUGUCUAUUCCAGCGUGUGUCUUCAUGUGCUGGAAAGUCAUGAUAGUCUCGUAACAGCUUGUGCAUUCUCGGAAGAUACGACACUCUUUCUAACAGGUGCAUUGGAUAAGACUGUGUUAAUUUGGAAGCUACCGCAACAAUUAAUAUCUCAGACUAUUUUAGUAGAUAGACUAAGACACAAUCGAAGACGGGUUAUCGAUUGGAAAUUGAAUGAGAUCGUGAAAUGGCUUAAGGAAAUUGAAUUAUCAAAAUUAACGGAAAAUGCUGACAUUUCUUCAUUGACUGGACGGCACUUGCUAUCUGCCCCAGAAGAGGAUUUGAUAUCAACUCUCGAUAUAGAGAAUGACGAAGAAGCUAUUGAGAGUUUCAAAAAACAAUUGUAUUGGUUAAGACGCGAGGAUAGUAGCAUAUGGGAAAUAACAGAUGAUACUGAAGUACCACAUGAAUUUUUAUGUCCGAUAACGCACGAGAUAAUGAAAGAACCAGUACAAUGCUCAGACGGAUUUACUUACGAACAGGCAGCGAUAAACGAAUGGUUCCUGAGUGGGAAGUAUACGAGUCCCAUGACAAACGCGCCUCUACUCGACACGAGUUUCACUCCGAAUAUUGCCCUGAGAAACGCCAUAUGUACCCUUCUUCAUGGGGAACAUCCGCAGGCUUAGAAAUUCGAGAAAAAUACUAAAAUUGAUAUCUCACGCACUUACGUGGAAUUUCCAAACGUGAACUUGUAACGUCACGUUGAUAAGGCGCACCCGAUUAGAUGUUAUGAGAGUGAUACUGUGAUGGCACUGAUGCACUGAACUCUAGAUUAUUUAAGAGAACGGGAUGGAAGAUGAUGAAGUAAGAGAUGCUAAGAGUGGACCAAUUAGAUGUGUAAAAGGUGGCUAUGGCAUUGGUAUAUUUUUAACAAAGCCGACAUAGGCUUCUCUGUUAGAUUCAUGCACAUCCUUGCAACUUUAGAAUCUACGUAAAGAAAGCUACCCAGAUACCUGAUGCAAGAGGUGACCAGUACAAUGUAUAUUCAAUCGUAGGAACGAAUAAUAUGAUUCUGUUUUCUAAUAUUUACCAUUGACUGAACAUUACUAUUGUGAAUAUUUCUACUCCGAGUAUUUGUGCCUAUAACGGUCUCGGCCAUCUUUGUCAAGCAAUAUAGGUCGGGACGUCUAACGGAUUCAAUUGUACUAGUCGAUUGUACUUAUCGAUUCCGAUGACGUUUACUGAAGUUAUGAAACUUUAAGUAAAUCAACAAAGAGAUGGUUGAUCUACAUUGUAAAGUAAUAAUCUAGGUUUCAACUUAUAUUAACAAACUUUUUUUCUCUCAUACAGAAUACUAUCGAAUUGAUCUAUGCUACUUUUAUAUGCCGGUAAUUAUUAUAUCGUGCAAUAUUAGUUUAAAGCUCACAAAACCUUAAAUAUUUAGAUUUGAAGAAAUUUUCGGUUUUUUGAAUAGUGAAUUAGGAUUUGCAAACGAGUUUUGUACGCACACUACACAUUACACGCCUGUAUGUAGGAAAACACUCGAAAUUGAUAAGGUUUCGAAAAUAUCUUUUUUUAUGUGUGCCCGCGGAAGCAACGAGAAAUUUAAGUCUGUACUUCUGUGGUAAAUCGAUAGGGUGUUUAUAUUACUUCGACGUUAUAACCGUAUUUUGAUGUAAAGCUUUCGUUGAGAGUAAAAUAAACUUUAAUAUCGUUGUGAGAUGUAA